Molecule: messenger RNA, 9065 nt
Organism: Pararge aegeria (speckled wood butterfly)
Lineage: Eukaryota; Metazoa; Arthropoda; Insecta; Lepidoptera; Nymphalidae
Product: coiled-coil domain-containing protein 6
Exons: 11
Coding region: 273-1541 (422 amino acids)
Source: RefSeq, a predicted model, not a curated record
UUGUCUGCGAGUUCUGUGACAUGCUGUGACACCAAGUGAUUCAGAAAAAAAUCAAAAAACAUUUCAUUUCAGAAUUCCUACUGAAAUUUAGUACAUGGUCCUAUCUGACAAUAUUUAGAAAUUAUUUUCGCUGCAGGAAAUUUAAACCUUUUAUAACUAAGUAAUAAGUUUUGAAGUGGUAGAAGAAAGAUUUGAAGCUAAGCGCAAAAUUUAUUUGGUUUAUCUUGUUUCAUGACAUUUUGUCGCUGCCUUCUGGCUUACGAACAGUGCAAAUGGAUGAUACAGUGACUUCUCCAGGCAACAAAAUGGGUGAUUCCGCAUCGGAAAGUGACUCGAGUUCCCUCGAUGGCGGUGCAAUGCUGCCACCGAGCACUGUCUCUCGUGAUCAGUUGCAGAAAAGAAUUGAAUCAUUACAGCAACAAAACAGAGUUUUAAAAGUUGAGCUGGAUACUUACAAAUUGAGAGUGAAAGCAUUACAGGAAGAAAAUCGUGCACUGCGACAAGCUUCUGUUUCAAUUCAAGCUAAAGCAGAGCAAGAAGAAGAAUAUAUUUCAAAUACACUUCUAAAAAAAAUUCAAGCUUUGAAGAAAGAAAAAGAGACUCUUGCCCAUCAUUAUGAAAGAGAAGAAGAAUGCCUAACCAAUGACCUAUCCAGGAAAUUGAAUCAAUUACGUCAAGAAAAAUGCCGCCUGGAGCAGACACUAGAGCAAGAACAGGAAUGUUUGGUGAAUAAAUUAAUGCGCAAGAUUGAAAAACUUGAAGCGGAGACUCUUGCAAAGCAAACAAAUUUAGAAAGGCUUCGUAGAGAGAAGGUAGAAUUAGAAAACACUUUGGAACAAGAGCAGGAAGCACUAGUGAAUAGAUUGUGGAAACGUAUGGAUAAACUAGAAGCUGAAAAGCGUUCACUUCAAAUAAGGCUUGAUCAACCUGUUUCUGAUCCAGCUAGCCCUAGGGACAUCAGUAAUGGUGAUACAGCAUCUAAUUUAAGUAACCACAUUCAGACUCUGCGCUCUGAAGUUGUUAAAUUAAGAAAUCAAUUAGCAGUUUCUCAAAAUGAAAAUAAAGAGAAAAUGCAAAGAUUUGCCUUAGAAGAAAAACAUAUCAGAGAAGAGAAUCUGCGUUUGCACCGGAAAUUACAACAAGAGGUGGAACGUCGGGAAGCGUUGUGUCGUCAUCUCUCUGAAAGUGAGUCAUCCUUGGAGAUGGAGGAAGAGAGGCAAUUCAAUGAGGCUUUAAGUGCGCGGUCACGUAGUGUUUCGUCGCCCGGAGGGUCAAGACCGCUGUCACCAUACGCAUCGCCACUGUUGCCUGCGCCCACCGGCCUGCAGCACUCGAGACCAUCGCUACAUUUCAACUCUCAGGGGAGAAGAACAAACGAACGGUUCGUGAAACCCGCGGUGCCAGGCGCCGGGGGUCUUCCACCACGAGCGCCACUCGACCCGCCCACAGUCCCAGCGCCCGUCGUACCCCUCGCACCACCCGCACCGCCUUCGCCCUCCAUGCAGCCCGCCAGCCCCAUGGACACCUCCUCCAGAGACUAAACAGACUUGCCUGUAAAUCGCGUACCAGGUUCUAGCAAGCCGGCAAGCCAGCUAACGGCUUUCUGCGUCGAAAUGAUACACAUUUAGAAAACUGUCGGUACUGCAUAAACACGGUGCCUUUUCAUCGUCUUACAUCGGCUGGGCCUUUAAACUACCCGGUCUAGAAUAUCUCCAGGCAAUAAUCAAAAUAAAUUGAUCAAAUAAACCUAUUCAAACAUUUUUAUCGCUUCAAUUAAUGGCCGGAACAGUCAUAUAAGCUCACACUUACUUUAAAGUGGUUCUAAAUGCACCGAAAUAAUAGAUAUUUUAUUUAUUCAAAAUGUUUUGUUGACAAAUAUACUCGGUAGCCGUUCCAAGAAGAUAAGUCACCGUGUUUUAUCGUAAAAUAUAGAUGGUUUCAAAAUAGAGCGUGCUUGACUAUUUUGUUUUGUGGCUUAAUCCAUAACUGCGUACUGGUUUUAUAAUAGUAAGGUAUAUGUCGGCCGGUAUUAAUGAUUAAUGAAUAUAUAGAUUAGCUAUCUGAAGUUUGUAUGCCAGUUCCAUAAACUCUCUAUGUGACAGAUGACGAGCACAAAACUCUCAGACUGACAAACUGCUUGCGAUUUUAUAUCAUAUGCCUUUACUAAGCCACCAGUUUUUGGUAGAGUUUCGUAAAGUGCCAGAUGGCGAGUGCAUUUCUUACCAUUUUCGUGUGAGGAGUUGAACACUCCAAAAUCCUCAAUCUAAAUACGCGAACUCUUUGUAUGCUAAAUAUUAGCAGAACUGCAACAGAGAUGCCAGGCGCUCAAAGGACAACCGCAAAAAUGUUAACAAGCCAAAAGCCUGUUAAUUGUUGCUCAAUAAAUUUAACGUAAUUUUAUGAGACUUUUUCUAGAGUUUUGAUUUCUGUACAAUGCAAUUUUUAAAAAUAGGAAUAGUAUUUUUGUUUUUCUAAAAAAAAAAACGUUUUAUAGAUGAUGGCAUAAAACGAAACUUAUGUUACGAUGUUAUUCCAGUGUGAAUUGUCAGUCAAUUGCUAACAGCUUGUUGUCAAUUGUCAAUGUGCUAACUGACAGUUUAAGAACGAUAUAUAAUGUUUUAAAACAUGUUGUUUUCUUAAUAUUUAAUGUCUCGCAAUCUCUAUAUUAAGAAAAUAAGGUUCCAAUAGGUCAAAUUUCUUAGCGCCCUUUUGUUUUCAGUACUACCUCUCUAUAGAAAGCUGCGGUUGUCCUUUUUCGUCACGUCCCUCUAUGCAAGCUAAAAACAAGUGUGUCCCUGUGACUUAAGAUAUUUCGUUAAUAACGCCAUAGUAAUCUCAGAAGGCAUGUUUUAAAUAUUGCAAAUUACGAUGAUAGAUUAUCAAGUCAAUAUAUACGUUGAUGUAUCUUGUAUUGUUCCAUUGCAAUUGCACAGACAGUUGGCAAUUCCGAUGCAUUUAUUUUGUCUCUAAAAGAACUGCACAUAAGCUGCAAAGUUGCAAUCGAAAUGCAGUUCAAACGCGGAAUGCUGGUAUGUAUAGGCAUUUACUGGGUGUCCUCGCUAUGCUUCAGACGAUAACAUUAUCUAAGUUUUAUGGAGAUUUCUGUUGACAGUUGUUUAAUAAAUCAAUAGUUUAGACAUUCUAAAGGACUAAAGUUCCUGUGUACUGUGCACUAUUCCUAGUGCAAUUUGCGACUAGUCUUCUUCAUUUAGAACACAUUAGACACACUCGUAAUUAGUUUUUUGGAGACAGGUCGUCACUGGUUACAAAAUGAAAAAAAAGUUACUAAAUAGGGGGCAUGUACAUCCUUAAAAUGAGAUUUAAACUUUUUCGAUAGUAAAGUCGUUUUGAAAAUCGAAACCAAACCAAACCUAAGAUUAUUUUAUACCUCAAAUUAGUUAACACGUCUGGCUCGUGAUUGAAUUAGAAUAUACAUAUAGCUAUAUUCCAAUAUAAUCGCUAUUCCAAAGAAAAUAUUGUGCAUAAUGCGAGGGCUGCGAGUUGUGUACGGAGUGCACACAUUUCAUAUUAAUUGUACCUUUAGUUAAAUAACUUAGAACACGCCACGGCACAUAAAACAAUCACAAGUUUUCGAAUGCUUGAGCAUUCGAAAAGCUAGUAAUUGUCUGCGAGCUAGCUUGCAACUGGACUGAACACAGUUUAAACAGAAUUAUGUGUAAUGAUAAACUUAUUUGUAUACUCAUUGAGAAUACCGGCACGCAAGUAAAGCCGAGCAGACAUACCGCAGGGGUUGCGGGCAAGAGGGGAAGGGCACCACACUCUGGAUCGCACCCAUUCGCUGCCUUAUCGAGCGGCCAAAUCACUACACACAUAUAUUAGUAUUCAGUGAUAAGUGGCGUCUUCUCAAUUUAAAUAUAUUUUAAUGUUCUCAAAACGAUUUCAUUAUGCUCAUUUUCUAUGACGCUAUAGUGUUUCGGCACUCAAUAACGACUUUACGAUUGGGAGCGUGCAAAUCAUAUUUUAUUAGGUUGGUAUGGCAUUCUGCCCGACUGUAAAGAUUCGCGCAUACCGAGGUUAGGCGCGGCUUAACGCAUUGAAAUGCAAUUUCAAUGCAUUCUACUCCGGUCUGUCCAAAAUUCUAAUAAUUUUAAUAUUAUAAAAAUAUUUUCGGAAUCACGUGAUACUAGACCAAUAAACCGAGACGAAACUUUAUCGGUCUAUGUUAAAUCGAAAAUCCUAUGACCAUUGCUUUAUGACACAUUUUAUAUUGUCACAAAUGUAGUAGGUAUUUGAGCUCAACGAUGUUGAAAAAUACACUCCAAUUUUUCUCCGAAAUGUGAAAUAUACCAAAAAAUAAAUUCCAAUAGAUGAAAUGUGAACAAAAAGUAAAGCUAACUAAAAAUAUAUACAAAAGCAAAUUUCGCAACGAAUUUAGAAAUUACGAUUAUAUAAAUAAAAUAGACAUCUGAAUGAGGGUAAAAUAUUACCGGAGGAGUGUAAAUUGUUUUCUAUUCUUUGUUAUUAGUUUCUAGACCAAAAAGAAACUUACAUUAUUAUAUGUAAAUCUUCCUCUCAUUGGUGCCAAUGACACACAUCUCUUAAAUUAAUUUUAUACGUCUAAAAGUAUUGCCGUCCUUUUCAUUCUUUGCGGAAAAGGAUAGCACUGUUUAGAUAUGUACAGAGAUUUGUCUACAACAGAUUGGCACCAUUGUCUUUCUAAUAACCGAAAGACGGACAACUACGCAUAACGCGUAACUUCGCGUUCUAAGGCGUGAUAAUGGACACUAUUACCGAAACGGGACACUAAGUUUCUAAUUGCUUACAUCGAAAACUUUAAAAGUAAAGAAAUUGAAUGUAAAUAAUUUAAGCGAGGGUAAAUAAAGAAUACCAUCUUAUAAAAAACAAGAAAUUUAUUUAAACUUUUCAAUACUAAAUUUUUGUGUAUUGUACGUUUGCACGCCCUAAUUUUUCAUCAGUUUCAAAUAAUUGUGUUUUUAAAUCUAAACACGGCAGCUACACCAUCUUUUGAUUUAAAGUGUUGUUUAAAAAACAUUAAAAAAGUAAAUAUUUUUUACACUUUUAUUCUUUUUUUAUAACGUACUUUGCACUAUAAAACGUAAUGAAAGUAUUGUUAACAUAGUGAGACAAGUUAAAUUAAAACAUCUUUUUGUUUUUUAUUUUAAACUUAAUUUUGAAAAUAAAGUAAGUGUCUGAUUGCGUAGCGCCAAAAUUUAUAGGUAUCUUGAGAGACCUGCCCAGUAAUCAUGUUAAUGUUUGACCACCUUAUGGAAUAUGACCAAAACUUGUAUUGAGACUUAAGUAAUCAUUGGAUCACAUAACUAUAUUGGAUUAAGUCUCAUGGCGAGUUCACAAUAUGUAACACACAAAAACGAGGUGUUGUAUCAAAUGUAUGAUAAAUCUAAAACAUAGCUUCAAGCAUUUAAUGGCACGGCCUAGAACGAACGUUGAUUUUAAAAAAUUGGUCGUUGCUUUAUUAAGAUAAUUUGAAUUAUUUAACAAUAUUGUUACUAUGUCCUCGCUGCUGGCCACUAAUUAUUUAUAUUGCCAGUUAAACGGCGAAAAGUUUAGUUAUUAUUUUAUCAUAUGCGGCGGUAAGGUAGACAUCUUUUGGUUGGUGUUAAAAUGCAAACGACUUAUUUAACAGUAAAUAUAACAAGUAAAGUCUAUUUUUUAUUAAAUGUCUUUCAAUGUAAACAAUUUUUACAUUAUUUUUCAGUACAUACAUAGGUAUGUGAAGAAUAUAUUGUUCUGUUUUAAUUUUUUUAUUCAUUUCUAUACAGUUAUUUUUUUUAAAUAUACCUUAUACUAAAAAGUGAUAAAAAAAUUGUUUACAAUACAAGUCGGUUGGAUAAAAUCGAGAUAAUCUGAACGCGAGGCAAAUAUAAAUCCAUCCAUGUAGCAAACAUAUGCAACAUGGAUGGCACUCCGCAAAGCUAUGCGCUCCUAAGCGGAACAGCAUCCAGGUUGCGCAACUUCAGAUUAAACAGUUUCGGUUGAACUGUACAAUACUAGACGGUUAAUGUGGCGUGCUUCGCAGAGGAUUUAGAAGCGGCGCUGUGAUGGUUAUUCCCGUAAUCCGAUCCCUGCAACCAAUUAAAGUCUUCUUUAUUUAUUACGCGCAGAAGACGCCUCGUUAACGCCCUUCACGAAGGUAACUCAGUUUCAGUUAGUACUUAUAACCUCUGCGCACGUGCACAAAAAAAGUUUUGCGUUUGUAUUUAUAUAAACCAGAUUUGUCUAUGUAGACACACUUCCCUGGGAACGCAAAUGCCAAUGCAUUUGACAAAAUACAUACGUCGAAACCAAACGCGCUCCUUAUCGUGUUGUAGGCGCGAUUGAGUCGAUACAAAUCCGACAAGGGUGUGCACUAAGUACGUCGUCUGCGUCGCUUAGUAGAGUACUCGCAAAAUAGGUACUGAUUUUCGAAGUUGCAAUAAAGCGGUAUGGAUCGCUCACGGUUCUGCCGAGAUCAUUUAUUAUACUAGUACAUUGCGCAGCCAUACGCCUAGUCUUCAGGGUCCUAAGUCUGCUAUAACAAAUGCUUCUCAGUAGUAAAUCAAUUACAUCAUAGUAGGUACUAAUAAAAACAAUAAAACGGGUUAUUAACAUUAAGCUUUUAACAAUAAAUAAAAAUUCGUGGGUGACUAUUUACCGUAAGUUUUUUUUUUUAACAAAUAAGCAUGCACUAUUGAUUGCACACCAACCAAUUCUUGUUGCACAUAAUAUUUUUAUGUAGAUAAAGGUUUUUUAAUUAAUAUAUUUUUUAAUUAGUACUAUUAUGUAAUGACAUCAAUGAUCAAUGGAUCAUAAUGAACUAUUGAGACAAUAAUUUUAAUAGCAGAUUUGGGGCUUUGAUGACUACUAGUUCUGCGAUCUCUGUACAAACUCUGUAUGGCCUUAAAGGUUAUCGUUACUUCCCACACGAGCUCUUACGUUUUUAAAAUAAAAUGCACAUCACUCACUGCCACUUACACGUUAGGUACAUGAAAACUGGCCUUUGCAGUGUUGCGCGGCUUAACUUUUAGGCGGCUUAUGUGUCAGGAUCAGCGUCAAGAACAUUACCUCGAGAUUUUGGGAGAUAGUAUAUGGAUAACUGCACUCAUGACUUUAACUAAAAGCAAAUUCUAAAUCUGGUAACCAAAUCAAAGUCAUGCUUAAAUAUAGCCGAGUUGAGAAGCUCAAUUUUAGAAGUUUAUUCAAUUUAAAAAUAUGGUAUUUUUUUAAACUGGACUUCAAAAAAGAAGGAACAUUAUACUAAUCCGAUUUCCGUGCUUGAUUAGAUAAUUCGUUGAUUUCCGUUUUGCAACCGUAAAAAAUAUAUGAUUCAUAGUUUGGAGUAUAGACUAUAGUCUCUUGUUUUGUCAUGUAUACAAUAAAUAUUAAGUUUUGUAUAUUUGGUUGCCGGGUAGCGUACGGUUGAUACCGGUUUUUGAGCUUCAAGAUAGCACGAUCACGGGCUUAAAACAAAAUUCGUGCAACACUCGCGCAGGUAUCGAUGUUAAGUUUCUCCUACAAAAUAUAAGUAAUAAUAUUAAUGAUAAUAUUCAACUCGCAAUAUCUUGAACAUGGCUAACGGCGGAAUACUGAAAAGUCAAUUUAUAUACAUGUUAGGAAAAUUUAGAUUUUAACUUUAUAGUUGCUUUUUGUAAUCUCGCGGGAUCUGUUUGUUUUGUUGGGCUGAAAGCUAUUUCUAUGAAAAAGAGUUUUAAAUAUUUCGGGUAGUAAUUACUUUACUCUUUUUUUUAAAGUGGCAUAAAAAUAUAUGUAUGUGUGAAUCAAUAACUGGACCAAGCAUGAUUGUUUGAGAAAAUUUACCAUAAAUUGUCAGAUUUUCGCUUUAAAAGCUAUCAAAGUUAUACUGAUGGCGCCAUCAGUGAAUAAUUGAAACUAAAUGUAUAUAUUGUUACUCUAAAGUAAAAUUAUUUGAAUUAAUGCUAGCUUUUUCUUAAUAGAGGUUUUUGCGUGUUCGCUAAUAAGGAAUCAAAUAAAAUUGGCGUGCACAAGGUAAGCCAGGUUCCACACCAAAAUACUCAAAUACUCAAACCCCUUUGACUGUCUUGGAGAUGCUAUUUGAGAACAGAAAGGUCCUUAGUACACUUGGAUGCUAUAAAAGCAGGAAAUUGCGUCAAGAUCGGUUCAGUCGUUGAGCCCUGCCGUAUGUUAUAAACAAAACAUACACUUAAGCUUACGAAAUUCGAGUUUAAAGAUUCUUUUCGGUAUUCGGAGUCAGUCAUUUUCCUUGCUUAGAUCUAUUUAUUAUUACGUUUGGCGACAUCUGGGGUAUUACUGCUACAUAUUAAAACAAUAUUACAAUUCUGUGACAAAAUGUCAACUAUAUUAUAAUAAUACUGCUAAAAAGCAACGGUAGUAAGGCCUCCGUACGCUGUUAUCUCCAACUUGUUCUUACUUUAAUCAAAACUGACACACUGUCUUUUGUGUAAAUGGUAAUAUUGAUAGUAACAAGCCGCGAAAUAAAGAUGCAAGAAUAUCUAAUAAUACCUAUACCGCCGCCGAUUAUGAUCCAGAAGCGUUGAAACAAUACUGCGUAAUUAAAAACUAACUUAAAAAUUAAUACAAUAGAUAAAAGUGAACAAAAUGGUCCUUCACACAACUAUAUUAUUGAUUUUAUAGAAAAUUAGUUUUUGGAUUUUACGCUGUAUUGUAUUACGACUAAAUUACGUUUAUGUAAUGAUAUUUUAAGUUAAAUGCCGAUUUUACUAAUCGCUUGGAGUUAAUAAUACUAUAAUAUUGUAAAGGGCUUCUAUGUGUGCGGCAGUGGGUAUAAUGUUAUAGACUGUAUAAAUUCAUAUGUGAAUAAGGGUUAUUAAAGAGUUGUAAUCUAUUUGAUAUAUAUCAAGUUUUGGUUCCAGUGCACUACUCUCUGUGUGUCGAUUGUAAAAGAAUGUAUGUUAUGACAUGUUAAGGAUGCUGUUUUGUGCUGCGCUCUCAGAAGUGAGUUGUUAUGUUCAGGAGACUUGGGAGUAGUGCCGCUGAGCUUAUUGAUUCGAUUCAAUUAUGCAAAUUUUCACUUAAACAGUUAUUUUUUUCAUGUUAAUAAAAGAAAAUAUAUGCAUUAAUAUUAA